Cuculus canorus (common cuckoo) is the source of this 1348-nucleotide messenger RNA. It is a transcript of the gene CREBZF, whose product is annotated as CREB/ATF bZIP transcription factor. The record is from RefSeq and is a predicted model, not a curated record. The transcript is spliced from 2 exons. Lineage: Eukaryota; Metazoa; Chordata; Aves; Cuculiformes; Cuculidae. The coding region runs from base 46 to 795 and encodes 249 amino acids.
CCACCAUCCCCCGCGCCGCCGCCCUCAGCCGCGCCGGGCCCCGCCAUGCGGCACAGCCUAGCGCAGCUGCUGGCCGCAUCCUCGGGCGGGGCGAGCCCCUCCGGGGCCUCCUGGCCGCUCUCCGGCGCGGGGUCGGCCCCGAGAGGGCGGGACGGCGGCGACGGGGAUGCGAGCCCCGCUCGGGCCAAGCCGCAGCAGCCGAGGCGGGAGGAGGCGGCGGCGGAAGCGGGCGUGGGGCCUCCGGAGGCGUGGGAGCAAGAGGACUGGUUCCCGGGGCUGGAGCUUGGAGACCUGCUGGAGGCGGCGAGGCCGGAGCUGAGCGCGGAGGCGACGCCGCGGCUGAAGAAGAAGAAGCAGAAGGAGAAGCAGCAGAAGAGGCGGCAGUACGUGCUGGGUCUGGAGAACCGCCUGCAGGGCCUGGCUGCCGAGAACCGGCAGCUGCGGGACCGCAACCGCGGGCUGAGCCGCCGCCUGCGCGAGCUGCGGAGGGAGAGCGCCUAUCUGCGCGCCGUGCUGGCCAACCAGAGCGCGCUGGGCCGGCUGCUGGGCCGCCUGGCGGGGCUCUUCCCGGAGGCCGGCGGAGACAGCGGCGACCACGACUACGCCCUGCCCAGCACCCGGCCCCGCGGCCCGCAAGAGGAGGAGUGGGCGGCUCCCGGCGGGAUCUGCCUCCACGUGGAGCGGGAUCAGGUGUCGGUGGAGUUGUGCUCCGUCUGCGCGCGGCGAGCGGCCGCCUCCUUCAAAAUUUUCUCUUUUAGGUGCUUGCCCUGCCAGGCUCCGUUGUGUAGGGGUUAAAGAACAGUCGUUUUCCACCUCGCAACCUGGUAAGGAUCCAUAUAUUCCCAUAAUGUGGUAUCAGACAGCUUGCUUUGGUUUUGCCAGUCCCUUGUAACAACUGGUUCAGGAAAUGAUUGCUCUGGUCCUGGGCCUGCUCUGCCAAAAUGAUAACUAACAGCGAAAACUACAUUCAAAUCAUUCUUACUAGGUGUUUUCCUCUUUUCCUUUUUUAAAUGAAAUACACACAUAGCAGCCAAUACUUGAGCUAUAUUUUGGAUUUAAAACUAAACACUUAAGCCAUUUGAAAUAAGAAUUUUCUUUUAAACCAAGUAUCUGAUGAGGGAAAAGGGGAAAAUACGCUAAUAAGGGGGAAUGUGACACAGCCUUUUAUCAUAGAGGACUGCCCCAAAACUGUCAGUAAAUUGAUUUUUAAAUGGAGAAAAAAAGAACUUGUGACCUGUUGGUUUAAAAUACUGUCUAGUGUUAGGGGUGCACAGUACCUUAAAAAAGCCCUUCUCUAGCUUCUUUGAAAUCACAAUGUGGAGUUUUCCCUGGUUAAACAGAACCUUAA